This is a messenger RNA of Mesocestoides corti, 906 nucleotides long. Lineage: Eukaryota; Metazoa; Platyhelminthes; Cestoda; Cyclophyllidea; Mesocestoididae. The record is from the annotation of a GenBank genome assembly.
AUGUUUUUGCUGAAAAAAGUGCAUUACCUUGUAUCUUGCUGCUCUGUUUAUAGAACUGAGCUGAGCUGUUGCAUUGCCAUUGACUUUACGGCGAGCAACGGGUGUCCUCAGGUUCCGGGGACUCUUCACUUCUGCACUCGGGACCAGCUAUCCAAGUACGCUGUUGCAUUGCACGCCGUCGGCGAAAUUAUCAGUGACUAUGACAGUGAUAACCUCUUCCCUGCCUACGGUUUUGGUGCUAGGAUACCCCCAGACAACCUGGUCUCGCAUAAUUUUCCGCUGAAUGGUCACCCAGAGAACCCCUUUUGUCAAGGCAUUGCCGGCGUGAUGGAGGCUUAUCGUUACGCCUUGCAAACCGUCACUCUUCACGGACCAACCAACUUUGCUCCAAUUAUCACCCAAGUCGCCAACUUGGCUCAACAAACCGACGACGGAUCCCAAUACUACAUUCUUCUAAUUCUAACCGAUGGCAUUAUUUGUGACAUGCCUCAGACCAAGGCAGCUGUUGUGAAUGCAUCCCGUCUCCCAGUAAGUAUAAUUAUUGUCGGAAUCGGUGCUGCGGACUUCUCCGCGAUGGAGGAAUUGGACGGUGAUGAAAUCCGUCUGACUUCGAGAGGGCGUCGCGCCGAAAGAGACAUCGUACAGUUUGUCCCAUUCGACGACUUCGUCAGUCUGACCUCAGUCAUGGACACAAAGAGACAGCUCGCUCGAGCAGUUCUUGCUGAAAUACCCGAUCAACUGAUCUCUUACAUGCGCUCCAAAGGCUACAAGCCUCAAAACCUUGGACGCAAACAAAACAGCGCUUAUCGCCGGUCCGUCAACAACAUGACCAACGACUACUCCCCUGCAGAACACCCCCACCCUGCGUCGUCGUCUCCGUCUGCGCCACCGUACCCUCUUAUCUGA